This is a messenger RNA of Geodia barretti, 465 nucleotides long. Lineage: Eukaryota; Metazoa; Porifera; Demospongiae; Tetractinellida; Geodiidae. The record is from the annotation of a GenBank genome assembly.
AUGAACUGUGUUUUUGCUGGCGAUAUUGACGCGGAGGCCCGGCGAGCCUACCAGCAAAAUUUUCACAUCGUUCCCGCCGGAGAUAUUACCGAGAUUGAUCCGGGCUCGGUGCCUGACCACGAGAUCCUCUUGGCCGGUUUCCCUUGUCAACCGCCCAGCAUCAUAGGCGAUAUGCGGGGCUUCGACGAUUCUCGCGGCAAUUUGAUCUUUGAUGUGGCCGCCAUUAUUGACGCCAAGCGACCGUCGGCGUUCGUCCUGGAAAACGUGCGGCAGCUGUUGACUCAUAAUAUCGGACGGACGAUAGAAGCGAUUAUCUCCGCACUGAACGGGCUUGGUUACCGUGCUGAUUGGAGCGUGCUGAACGCUCUGGACUUUGGCUUGCCGCAGAAACGUGAACGAACAAUCAUCGUGGGGUUUGAAGACCACUCCAUCCCCUAUGAGUGGCCGGACCCUAACGGCGAAUAG